Molecule: messenger RNA, 1408 nt
Organism: Sus scrofa (pig)
Lineage: Eukaryota; Metazoa; Chordata; Mammalia; Artiodactyla; Suidae
Source: RefSeq, a predicted model, not a curated record
GUGUAGAUGAACACUUUCGCUCAUUGUUUGCAUUGUCUUUUACCAUCUUGCUUGCAACUUACUCAGCUCAGAGAAUUUUCCAGGCAGAGUUUACCUCAAGCAUAUCACUGUCUUUGAAAAAUAUAAUAUCCAGGAGAAGAAAAGCUUGAGGAAAUGUUUAUUUUAUUUUUUUUAGAGUGAAUCAGAAGAAACCCCAAUCUUUGAAAAGACUUCUUCUUUUGAGAACUCUACCCUGGGGGAAAAAAAAAUGCAAGAGGCUGCUGAGACUGCUGGUCUACCCAAUCACUGAACCAUAAGGGAUUUAACAUACCAUGGGGCAAGAAGAACCGAAAGACAAACAAGGAGGCCAGCGUUCCCAGCUGAUCCCUUGGGCCAUUGCUAUUUUUUUCAUGUCACUUCUAAGUGCCUGUUUUAUUGCAAGUUGUGCGGUGACUUAUCACAACUUUCUACGCUGUAAGAGAGGAAUCAGAGGUUUGUGGUCACGGGAGCACCACCCAAGGCUGACAUGCGUCAGAGAGAAAUCAGAACUGAAAGGGGGCACAUGGAAUUGCUGUCCUGAGGGCUGGAGAGCCUUCCAGUCCAAUUGCUAUUUCGCUUUUCAUGACAGCAAGACAUGGGCUCAGAGUGAAAGGAAUUGCACAGAGCUGGGGGCACAUCUGGCCACCAUCAGCACAGAAGCUGAGCAGAACUUCACUACUCAAUUUUUGGAAAAACAAUUUUCAUAUUUCCUGGGACUUACUAGUGAGAACCAUGAAGGCCAGUGGCAUUGGGUGGACAAGACACCAUUUAAUCCACAGAUGGUAUUCUGGCAUGAAGGUGAACCCAACACCCAUCAGCGAAAAAACUGUGUCGUUCUUGUUAAUGAGCAAGACAAAUGGGGCUGGAAGGAUUUUUCUUGUAAACUUGAGACAAGCAGGAUCUGUAAGAUACCUGGAAUAGCCUUCAGCUAGGAACCUGUGAAGGGGUCCUUGUGAAGAGGACAGACAAGAACCAAUGGGCACAAUGUACAUGCAUCAUUGGGACACAGAACAUUCUGGGUCAUAGAACAUUGUCAGGCAUGAUGGCCUUAUUUAUUUUUGUUUGGUUCAUUCAAGGUAAUGUGUUUUUGUGUGGCGUUUUGGUGGCAAGAAUCAUUCUUUUCUAUGAGACUCAAUUUUCAUUAACUUUGCUUUUUUGAUGGCAGUUCAAGGUAUUUGCUUUUCAUUUGGUGUUCAUUGGUGAUGGAUCUAAGAGUGGCGUGAAGGGUACAACCUCUAAGUCAUUGCUUCUUCUGCUUUGAAUCUUAAAAGUUCCAAGGUGGGAUAUUCUGACUUGUAGUGGUGUACCCGUUUUUAAAUCCAAAUAUCACAAACCCUUUAAAGUUUUUUUUUUUUUUUUUUUUUUUGUCUUUUGUCUCUUUUUGUCUGUU